Candidula unifasciata is the source of this 627-nucleotide messenger RNA. NCBI's taxonomy places the organism in Eukaryota, Metazoa, Mollusca, Gastropoda, Stylommatophora, Geomitridae. The record is from the annotation of a GenBank genome assembly.
AUGGUGUUUUAUUUUAUUAGUAAUGUUGUGUCACCACCUUACACAUUGUUCAUGGGGUUUGACAAACAUGAGAAUGAGGAGUUGAUCAGAUGGGGCUGGCCAGAGGAUGUGUGGUUUCAUGUGGACAAGCUGUCUUCAGCCCACGUCUACUUGAGGUUACAUCCAGGAGAGACCAUUGAUGACAUUCCCCAGGCUGUGAUAGAUGACUGUGUCCAACUUGUGAAAGCAAACAGCAUUCAAGGGAACAAACAGAACAACUUGGAAGUUGUUUAUACGAUGUGGAGCAACUUGAAGAAAACACCCAGCAUGGAUGUGGGUCAAGUGGGUUUCCACAAAGAAAAAGAUGUUAAAAAGGUGAAAGUAGAGAAAAGAAGUAACGAGAUUGUCAACAGAUUAAAUAAAACAAAAACAGAAGAGAAACCCGACUUUAGGAUGUUGAGGGAGGAGCGAGACAGUAAGGAGCGGGAGAAUCAGAGACGUGUGCAGCAGGAGCAGAAGAUUCGGGAGAAGGAGGAAGAGAGGAGGAAGCAGGAGCAGGCAGAAACUAGGUCAUAUUCAACUUUGAUGAAAACUGAUAGAAUGCAAACAAACAAGGAUUUUGUAGGUGAUGAUGAUGAUUUCAUGUAA